Messenger RNA from Naegleria lovaniensis, 2943 nucleotides. RefSeq lists its product as uncharacterized. The record is from RefSeq and is a predicted model, not a curated record. The coding region runs from base 1 to 2943 and encodes 980 amino acids. The transcript is spliced from 2 exons. NCBI's taxonomy places the organism in Eukaryota, Heterolobosea, Eutetramitea, Acrasida, Naegleriidae.
AUGAAACCGUUCCUACUCAAAAUCAUGCAUGAACCAAUCUCACGAACCAAUCCCUCUCCCUCUCAUACACUCAAGUUCAUUCUCCUUCUAACAACAAUAUCCCUUCUAGUUUUACUUUCCUUCCUUCCGAAUCAUUUCUCACUUUCAAAACUUGUCAAAUAUUCAUCCAAUACCAACAAGAAACUCAAUGUCACCAUAGAAGAACUCAGCAUCCGAGAAUACUACGAAGCCAUCCAAGACUAUGAUUGGAAUAUAUUAGAUGAUAACAAAACUCAUUACUAUAUUCACAUUAUUCAUAUUCGGUCGCAUCAAAUCACUGUGACACCAAAACCAUUCCUCACCUUCAAUACCACUGGAGUUCCAGAUUCCAAUGUUGAAAAUUAUUAUCAAUCUCUUCUUUCAGUACUCUCAACUGUUAACAAUCCAUAUGAAUUACUCGUAUUCCUAUCGAAAUAUGCGAAAAACUUUGUCGAGCCUCAAGCAUGUUGCAGUGUCGAUGAUGAUGCCAUGAUGGUUGGAUGGACAGCAGCAGAGCUUUUCUAUGUCGAUUCGAAUUUGACUGUUUCACUGGGUAAUGGUGAUUGGGAAUGGAUGACAUCUACCACAACUUCAACUACUUCAACUACUUCAACUAGUAGUAGUAGUAGUAGUAGUACGAAUCAUCGAUUGGCAAUGAAUGAAUUAUUACAACGACAACGACAACUAGUGAAUGACUUUAAAAGACCACGAUCUUCUACAUCGAAUGGAGUGAGUGUAAAACAACAGAAAACAUCUCUAAGUGGAGCUAAUUUUAAUGUGAAAAUGGGAGAAACACAUUGGUUAUUGGAUCAAUAUUGGGCCAGUCGUUCAGCAGUGACCAUGGAAAUUGAUUUAUUGGAUCACUUGUUGUUAAAUUUAAAGAAUAAUUUAUAUUUACAAACUUCUCACGUGAAUAAUUCAUUGACAUUGGAUCAAAUACAAAAUGUCACAUUUGGAGAUAUUUUCAAAGCAGUACCCACCGAUGGUGUCAAGUCAGUACUCGUUUUGAGAACAUCCACUCCGAUUGAUAUCACUACAAAUAUUACAAAUUUAUUCACAUCUGAACAAAUUAAUGAAAUUUCUGAAGUGAUUCGAGAGGAUAUCACGAAUAACAUUAUUGACAUUCUUGAACGUUUUGACAUGAAUUAUCCAGAUUGUAAAAUUUACAAUUCCACAGCAAGACAAGAUAUGAGAGAUUAUCACAAUGCACUACUUCGAUUUAUCAUGGGUUUUGGAUGGACAAAUUCAAAACAAAUAAUCUCCAUUAUGGUUUACUUGGCUCACAUCAAUGCAGUUGUGUAUGGAAAAGCGUACGAGAUGCCCUCCAUUUCCUACACUAAUUAUUUCUAUUGGAAUGCAAUGAAAGAUUUAUAUGAAAAGGGUGAUUUAGAUCAUGUAAUUAACACACCCGAAUUGAAUAUGAGUUUUAACACAUCGAGUCCAUUCUCCUCUGUAAAUAUGGUCGCGUUGUACACACUGUUGAGAAGAUAUUCUCAAGAUUUCAUUUCUGAAUUAUUCACACCCACUUCAUGUUUCAGUUCGUAUAAUUCCUAUCUCACCAUGUAUCACUAUAAUUAUGUGGAUGCUUAUGGCUACUUUGUAUAUAAGGAUGUGAUGCUUUAUUUGAUUAUCUUUGUUGGUAUAUUUUUCUAUUUGGGACUAUUUUUGACGUAUUUUAUUCAUCGAAAGACUGGAAAUAUUACGGUGAGAAGAAGAUUCUUGUUACCCUUCAUUGGGCCACUCUGUUUUAUGGCUCUUCCUAUUUACUUUAUUGAACCAGUUUGGAAUAGUCAAUAUAUUGACCUCUUUCGAUCGAAAACAUCAUUUUCAGUGACUGGAAUUUAUCCAAACUUUUUCAUUUCACUAUUUUUUGCAACCUAUAGUGUCACUGUAUUGAGAUUUUAUUAUUUAAAGAAUUUGUAUUGGAUCAUGAACAAAUUGGGUACUCAAAGUACAAGUUCCAAGAAUAUGAAAUUUCACAAAAUUAUGGUUUCUAAACCAGUAUCUGUUGUUUCAACCAUUGUUGUGACGAUUUUUGUUUUUGGAUGUUGGCUAGCUUAUUACUUUAAUGUUUAUGGAGAAAGUAGUGUUCAAACUAUUUCAGCCUAUAAUACUCAAUUAGAAUUACUCUUACUAGUACCAUUUGCAUCAUUGGUAAUUCUACUCGCUCUCAUUUGUAUUGUAUGUCUUGUGGUCGAUUUAGUUGCAAAUCGAAAGAAGGUACAACAACAAGGAUUUAUCAAAUUUUUCCUUGAUGAUCCAUUUUACUUGAGAAUUGAUUUGGCUCUCAUGUUUGUCGUGGCAGGCCUCGCAUGUUUCAUCUAUUUGGGCCUUGGAGAAAAAACCACACAAGCUUCCAAAGCUCUGUUAUUUGUACUUUUAGUGAUUUGUUACUUGGUAGUGGGAGGAAAUGUGAUCAUUUAUGAACUGACCAUGUCUCUCUUAUAUUUUAUACGAUAUGGAUCCUCUAAAUAUACUCGAUUGCAAUCAGAAAGUAAUCAAAAACCAUUAUUUGAAAUUCUUAUUUCAGAUCCAACCUUUAGACAAAUGUUUCGCGACUACUCUGUGAAUGAAUAUGCAGUAGAAAAUUUGCAAUUGUAUGAAGAGUUGGAAAAAUUGGAAAAGAAUUCUCAAUAUGUGACUUUGGAAGAUUUGCAACAUAUUGACGAGCAAUUUAUGAAACGAUUUUCUCCUUUUGAAGUGAAUAUUCCAGCAACGGCUCGAAAACAAUUUAAUGAGCUUUUGAAUCGAGCUCAAAACGAUUCUGAUGCUCUGCAAAUACUAUUUAGUGAUUUGAAAAGCACAUUGCACGGUCAAAUUAUGUUAAAUAUUAUGGAUACUUUUUCUAGAAUGGAGUUAACAACAGAAUUUAAAAAAUGGAAGGAAACUAAGGAUUUACAAAAAGAAAUUGAACUAGGGCAAUAA